This is a messenger RNA of Erythranthe guttata (spotted monkey flower), 1909 nucleotides long. RefSeq names its product cationic amino acid transporter 9, chloroplastic. Gene Ontology annotation, molecular function: amino acid transmembrane transporter activity. NCBI's taxonomy places the organism in Eukaryota, Viridiplantae, Streptophyta, Magnoliopsida, Lamiales, Phrymaceae. Gene Ontology annotation, biological process: amino acid transport; transmembrane transport. Gene Ontology annotation, cellular component: membrane. The record is from RefSeq and is a predicted model, not a curated record.
CCCACGGUUGUUUAUCACCGCACGUAGAUUGAGCUGAACUCAGCAAUGACGUCAUCCUCCUCAUCGUCGCCGUCGUCUUCUUUCUUCUCUCGUUUCUGCUCGUCGGCACUCCGAUCGAAACCCCUAUCUCCGGCGGUGGAUAUCGCCGUCCGUUUCAAUUCCGGCGACGGACUCGUCCGACGACUUGGCCUCUUCGAUUUGAUUCUACUCGGCAUCGGCGCUUCCAUCGGCGCCGGUAUAUUCGUCGUCACCGGCACCGUUGCUCGCGAUGCUGGUCCAGGGGUUACAAUUAGUUUCGCAAUAGCAGGUUUAGCUUGUGUGCUGAACGCACUCUGUUACGCUGAGCUGUCAACACGUUUUCCAGCAGUUGUCGGAGGAGCAUAUCUGUACACAUACACAGCUUUCAACGAGCUAACUGCUUUUCUCGUCUUUGCUCAGUUAAUGCUCGAUUAUCAUAUCGGUGCUGCAAGUAUAGCGCGUAGUUUAGCUAGCUAUGUGGUAACUGUACUAGAGUUGAUUCCUUUCCUCAAGGAUAAUAUCCCGAGUUGGGUGGGCCAUGGUGAAGAAGUUUUCGGACCUUUUUCGAUUAAUAUUUUAGCUCCUAUACUCCUAAUUCUUCUGACUGUGGUUCUUUGUCGGGGUGUCGGAGAAUCUUCGAUAUUGAAUUCAAUCAUGACAGUUACAAAGGUACUCAUUGUUCUUUUUGUCAUCAUAGUUGGAGCGUUUAAGGUUGAUGUCUCAAAUUGGACACCUUUUGCCCCAAACGGGUUUAAGUCAAUAUUGACCGGGUCAACUGUCGUCUUCUUCUCAUACGUUGGAUUCGAUGCAGUUGCUAAUUCUGCCGAAGAAUCCAAGAGACCCCAGAGGGAUUUACCAUUUGGCAUAAUCGGUAGCCUCCUAGUAUGUCUUGCAUUAUAUAUCGGUGUUUGUUUAGUACUCACCGGAAUGGUUCCGUACCAAUUUCUCGGAGAAGAUGCUCCUUUAGCUGAGGCUUUUACUACAAGGGGCAUGAGAUAUGUGUCUGUGUUAAUCAGCUUUGGUGCUGUUGCUGGACUUACUACAACACUUUUAGUUGGUCUUUAUGUUCAGUCUCGAUUAUAUCUUGGACUUGGAAGAGACGGUUUAUUACCAGCCAUAUUCGCCAGAGUACACCCAAAACGACAUACCCCGAUUCAUUCGCAAGUUUGGGUUGGUCUUAUAGCAAUUGUCUUGUCAGGACUUCUUAAUGUUCGUGUGCUCUCGCAUAUCUUGUCCGUUGGAUCUUUGACAGGAUAUUCCGUUGUUUCGGCAUGUGUAGUAACUCUCCGCUGGAAAGAUAAGAUUUCUGGCGAGGGUUUUGGUGGGAGAGUUUCUAGAAGGGGCGAAGGCGUCAUUUGCCUUUCCGCAAUCGCGUGUUGCGGUUUUGCUGCUGGAGUUUUCUUUCGUUUUGAUGCUUCGUAUGUUUUUACACUCUUAGCUGCUGUUAUUGCAGUUUUUUCCGCCGCGGCUCUUUAUCUACGACAAGUCUAUACAGACCCGCCAGGUUUCUCGUGUCCUGGAGUUCCGAUUAUUCCAUCGAUUAGCAUUUUCUUCAACAUUUUUCUUUUCGCUCAGCUGCACUAUGAAGCAUGGGUGAGAUUUAUAGUCCUCGGAAUUGUUACAGUCGGUAUCUACGCAUUUUACGGGCAAUAUCACGCGGACCCUCUAAAUUCAAAUUCGUCCAUUGUUUACCAUCGUGCACCAACUGAAGAAGCUCGAUAGAUUAACACGUGUUAAUGUAAGUUCAUCUCUUGUGUUAUUAUUUGUCUAUUAAGCUUCUGAGGUGUCUGUUAUAUCGUGUAAUAAUAUAGUUAAUUUUUCGAGAAUUUAGCUGUAAAUGUGUUGGUUAAUCAAUUAAUAUGAACUCGAUUGUGUCAGCUGUGACUUCUCA